AUGUCUGUACCAAGAUUCCACAAAUCAAACUUUGGAACAUAUGAUAAUUACAUUCCAGUCAGUGAAUUAAGCAAGAAAUCAUGGAAUCAGCAGCACUUUUCAUUAAGAUUUCCCAAACCACCAAGACCUGGAAGAAAAAAGAGAUCAAAACCUUCACAACUAAGAGAUCAGAAUGUUCUUGAAAAAAAAGAAGAACAUUUAAAGAAAGGCCGUAAACGACCACUAUGGAUGUACCGUUCUUUAAUGACAAUUUCUGAGCGGCCAUCAGAAUAUUUGGCUGCCAGAAGGCAAACUUUACCAAAGGUCAGUCGAAAAAAGAAGAAGGAUAAAGCAAAACCUACAUCUUCAGAUAAAAUCACGAAAGCAAAGAUAGAGGCAGAACCCAAAAGAGAGUCGAAGAAAGAUAAGACUAUACCAGUAAAAGCAGAACCCACAAAAGAUGUUCCAGUAAAACAUACCCCAAAACAUAAAGAUACAGAGAAGGGCAAAGAUUCAGGGACAGAAUCAGAAGCAGAGACAAUUUCAAGGAGUGGUGCUAAAAGAGAAAAGAAAGGUUUAAUGAAAAAGGCAACAGGCAAGGAUUCAGCUUCAGAAUCAGAAGCUGAGAAAGCUGGUGCAAAGAAAGGUCCCAAAAAGGAGAAGGAAGGUGAAAAGAGAAAAGCAACCGGCAAAGAUUCAGGGAAAGAAUCUGAACUGGAGAAAGGGGACGCAAAGACAGCUAAGAAAGGUGCAAAGAAAGGCAAGGAUUCUGCUUCAGAAUCAGAAGCUGAGAAAGGGGAUGCCAAGACACAUAAAAGAGGAUCCAAAAAAGGCAAGGAAUCUGCUUCAGAAUUAGAAGCUCAGAAAGGGGAUGCAAAGACACAUAAGAGAGGAUCCAAAAAAGGCAUGGAUUCGGCUUCAGAAUCUGAAGCUGAGAAAGCUGGUGCAAAGAAAGGUUCCAAAAAGGAAAAGAAAGGUGCAAAGAAAGGCAAGGAUUCCGCUUCCGAAUCAGAGGCUGAGAAAGCAGGCUCAAAGAAAGGAUCCAAAAAGGAAAAGAAAGGAUCAAAGAAAGACAAGGAUUUAACUUUGGGAUCAGAAGCUGAGAAAGGUGAUGCAAAGAAAGAUAAAAACGUACCAAAGAAAGGCAAAGAUUUGGCUUCGGGAUCAGAAGCUGAGAAAGGAGAUGCAAAGAAAGGUCCCAAAAAAGAAAAGAAAGGUUCAAAGAAAAGCAAAGAUUUAGCUUCAGACUCAGAAGGUGAAAAGAAAGAACGAAAGAAAGAUGAUAAAAGUAAUGAAAAGAACAAGAAAGAGUUAAAGAAAGACCAGAAAAAGCAGGGGAGUAAAAAGGAAAAUAAAUCUGCUGCAGUCAGUGAAUCAAAGGUUGAUGUUGCCAAGAAAGAUGUUGAAAAAGAUGACAAGAAAGGUCCUACUAGUCCUGCUGUUGCAAAGAAGGGUUCAAAGAAAAAAAAGUAG
Molecule: messenger RNA, 1452 nt
Organism: Suncus etruscus (white-toothed pygmy shrew)
Lineage: Eukaryota; Metazoa; Chordata; Mammalia; Eulipotyphla; Soricidae
Gene: CYLC2
Product: cylicin 2
Exons: 5
Coding region: 1-1452 (483 amino acids)
Cellular component (GO): nucleus
Molecular function (GO): structural constituent of cytoskeleton
Source: RefSeq, a predicted model, not a curated record